Armigeres subalbatus is the source of this 692-nucleotide messenger RNA. RefSeq lists its product as uncharacterized. Lineage: Eukaryota; Metazoa; Arthropoda; Insecta; Diptera; Culicidae. The record is from RefSeq and is a predicted model, not a curated record. The transcript is spliced from 4 exons. Bases 182 to 655 code for a protein of 157 amino acids.
CAUUUUUGCCACAAACCUUGAGCCCCACAUGUGUUCAUUCACCGCCAAUAUUAUCUCUCCCGAUGUUGUCGGGAAAGAUGUAGGUCACACGUUGACUGCACUCAGUUAUGGAUUGAUUGCGCUACUCAUUAGAUGAGGAUCGACUAGUUCAGGGAUAGAUCGAAUAAUUAAUCAUCACACAAUGGGUUUGUUCGCUUUUGUAGGAAUAGUUUUCUGCAUCGUCAACGCAGUGACAGCUGCGCCGUUCACUGGAUGGUUAUUCGGCGGGAAACAAAACGAAGAGCCUGCAGCUACCAGACCCACUAUAUUUGAUAAGGUCCAACAAUUAGGUGAAAGAGUCUAUGAAAGGAAAAGAGAGUUUCUAAAUGGUGUUAAUGAAAAGGUUUCCAAUCUCCUUUGGAUACCACCAUUGUAUACUACUACGGAAGAUGCACUGACUCCCCCACCCCAUGUGUACCAUGGUGAUCCUUAUAAGUACACAGAAAACAUGUCGGAUGAAGAUGAAAUACCAAAUGUUGAAAUAUAUGCCAGAAGCAGUUUUCUUUCUCCGGAGGAUCUCGUUUAUGCUACAACGCCCCCCGAACAGGAAAAACCAGCAAUGGUAACAUAUAACAUCAACAAAAACUUUAACAUUCUUGGGAGGAUUUGGGCUUAGGUAAUCGAUGUGUAAUAAAGCAAACUAUGAGUCUUCC